This is a messenger RNA of Lodderomyces beijingensis, 10608 nucleotides long. The record is from the annotation of a GenBank genome assembly. NCBI's taxonomy places the organism in Eukaryota, Fungi, Ascomycota, Pichiomycetes, Serinales, Debaryomycetaceae.
AUGGCUCCGAGCAAUGAAAAGUCGCCGUCGUCUAAGGACGACAUUAGAGGCCAAUUGUCGGACAUGCAAAAGCGAUUAUUCAAGAAGGCAAAACCCAACUCAAAUGAAGCAACACCAUCGUCAGGGUCGUCGUCGUUGUUGUCGUCACAGCAUCGACCACAAGAUGAGAAAAACCCCGAAAGCCAUCAUGGCUCGUUGCCGGUGCUGCCUCCUCAUGAGCGUCAUCUCCCUCACCACCUUGACGAGUCACCAAUGGCGGGGUUCUUGCCGACGCGUGGUGCCUCGGGCAGUAGCACGAGCAGCAAUAUAACCAGUGCCGGUUCGCUGAAACGGUCCACGUCGAUGAUCUCGUCGCUUUCAACGCCAACCAUGCCUGCACCGGGCCCAGAGUCCAAGGGCAACGACGUGAGCUUUGUGGUGGGGUUGAGCGAGAACUUGUUGACCGAGUGCCGGCGAUUAAACGCUGAAAACAAGAAAAUUAAACAAAAGUUCAAUAGUGCUCUCGACGAGAUCCAGCUGUUUAAAGACGAGAUAUUCCAGCUCCGAAACUAUAACCAGAUAUACACCUCGAAGGAAGAAGCGUUAAAGGACAAGAAUUGGGUGUUGGAGACUGACUCGUUGCAGUUGAGGGAGGAGUUGGCGAUGGUCAAGAAGGAAAAUGACAAGUUAAAGGCCAUUGAAGAAGAUUUGGCGAGAAAAGUGGAGCAGCUUGGUGUCGAGAACGACUCGUGGGUGCUUAAACAUCAAGUGUUGAACAAGAGCUUGACCGAGGCGAAAAAGGAAUGGGAUAACGAGAGAAAUGAGAUGACGCACCGGAUUACGGCGUUGAAUGACGAGAACGACUUGUUACAUUUGAAAUUGAAUGGCGGCGACUUGUCAAGCGUGGUGGAUGUGAGUAAGCUGGAAGUGCGCGAUUUGAGCGAUGAUGGCGCUGAUGCCGAACAUGAGGCACACGUGACCUUUGAUCUGAUAUUGGAAGAGUUGCAACUGCACGACGACAAGAUUUCCACUACAACCUCCACUUUAAACUCAAAGGAGGAAGUGGAGAUUUUACGAGGCAAGCUAGAAGAUUCAAACAAGACCAUUGCCAAAUUGAAAACCUCGAUUCUAAAAUUAAAGAAUGACUCGCUGCAGCAUUCGCCACGCCACAACCACCACCACCAAACAUUUGCUCAAUCGCAAAGAUUCAACCAGAAUACCCCAUUCUUGUCGCAUGUUGCCGACACGAGUAAAUUCUCAAUAAUGCAAUCGCCGACUAGACGUGAUGCUACAAUCUCGCCAACAAAGAGACACUCCAUGGGCUCAAUUGGUCAAAAAGAUUCAAUAGCUUUGCUCAAAAAGGGCAAGAUUGCCAUGUCACCCGACAAGAGGCAUUCAAUGAGCUCGCCUCUCAAGUCAAGGUCAACCAACAACCCAAUCAGGGACGAGCAUGACCAUGGGCAUGACCACAACUGGGAAAAGAACAUUUUUAUCACGAAUCUUGAAACGCCAUCGAAACCACGCGCAAUUAACGAAUCGUUUGACUCAGACGUGGAUUCAAUGCAUACGCGAAGCUUCCAUAACGUCUCGGGAUCUUCCGCAGGCAAUUUGGACAUUCCGUAUUUGAUGGACACUUCGGACGAGGAGGGCUCUCCUGCUACCAAAUCGCCAGCGACUUUGAAAUCCAAACUAGAGCUCAACUUGGGCAAAUCCGAGGACACUGGGAGCAAAAAUAAGCUGCUGCUGCUGAUACAGGAGUACCUCAAGGCAAACAACAUGGUGAUGAUCCCAGCUGAAGAAUUUGAAAAUUUGAAAGCAAAUGUUGUUGAUGACGAGAACAAAUUAGUCAGCGUGGCCACAUUGCGAGGAUUCACCAUGUUGAAGAAGCAAGAGUAUGAAGAUUUACUUAGCGAAGAAGAAAUGAAAAAGAAAUUGUUGCAAAAGGGCCUCGUUACUAUCCCGGAGGGCGAGUUGGCCGAGGUAAAGAAAAAGGCCUAUCAUUACGAUACGCCAGAUGUUGAAUGGGUUACAAACAUUGCAAACUCGCUUGGGUACAUUCUCACCACCACUGAUCAUUACGAUUCACUAACCAAGCAAGCUAACGAUCCACCCAUUGCUCAUCUCCGUGAAAAAGUAAAGAGCCACGACUCGUCAAUUGUUUCCAAUCACGAGCUAGAGAGCUUGAAAGAGCCCACGUUGGACGAAAUCAGCGCUCGAGCGGCCAAGCUUGACUCUGUUGUUGUUUCAAACGACGUCUACAAGUCAUUGAAACUGCCGUCAAUCUCGAGUAUCAAAGAACAGGCAGCUAAGCACGAUCUUGCCGUUUUGACAAUUGAUGAACACCGCAAACUACGUCAAGUUAUCGAGAAGCCAUCUUUGGAUUAUUUGAAAACCCACUUGCCUGCUCACAGACACACCGUUUUGAAAAACGAUGACUACAACAAGUUGGUUAAGAAGGCGACCGAGCCCACGCCAGAAGAGGUGAAGGUGCAAGCUGACAGACAGGGGAUUGUGACCUUGACCAAGUCCGAGUAUGUGAAGUUAUACAAAGACGCCAAUGAUCCCACCUUGGAGCACCUCAAGAAACACGCCGACGCUAUGGAGUACACUGUGGUGAGUUUGAGCGGGUACGAAAGUUUGAGGAGUCAAGUUGAUAUUCCAAGUGAAGAAUUUGUCGAAAAGAGAUUCCCCGACUACAAAUUGAUGAAACGUGUCGAGUUUGACGAGUUGACGAAAGCGGCAAAUGAACCAACCGUUGAGCAGUUGAGAAACAAAAGUGCAGCGUUUGGUCUAGAUUUGGUGUCAAGGAAAAAAUACGACGAAAUUAAGCAGCUUGCAUAUACUCCUAAUCUCGAGCAUUUGCAGAAAUUAGCCGAGUCACAUCAAAAACGGGUAGUUUCCCAAGAAGAGUUGGAGUCGUUACAGAACCCGUCACUUGAAACGAUAAAGUCCAUCCUGAGCAAAUUCGACCACGAAGUAGUGGAAACUAAGGAAUUGAGCAAACUACGAAAGACAGUGGAAGAGCCCGAGUUGCGAUACCUCAAGCUGCAAUUGGAGAAGCAUGGAUCGCAAGUGAUUUCUAAUGAGGAAAAAAAGAAUUUGGAGAAGUUGGCAUACAAUUUUGAUGAAGCUAGAGUGAAAAACUUGGCCAAAAAGCAUAGCUUAGUGGCUAUUCUGGAUGCAGAGUUCAAUACUCUACAAAACCCAAGCAUGGAGGCAUUGAGCAAAAGUCUUGAAAAUUACGGUUACAUGAGUAUCAGCAAAGACGAUUUUGAUAAGUUGAAAAAGCCUCCGACAAUUGAAGAAGUAGAAGCAUACGCCAAGAGUCAUAAUAGGGAAUUGAUUACACCAGAACUGCAUCAAGAGCUCAAGUCUCUUGCUCACGAACCUGACAUUGCCCAUCUUCAACUCAAGUCCAAGAUCUUGGACCACGUGCUUGUCCAUCGAGAUGAACACGAUAAAUUGAAAAGUAUACGAGACAGCCCAAGCAGGGACUUUUUAGAAACAGCUGCGAUUAAACACAAUCUCCACUUGGUGGACAAGUUGGAAUUUGAGGAAUUGAAAAACCUGGUAGAUCAUCCUGACUUGGAAACACUCAAGACAAAGCUUUCCGUGUUUGCAUACGCAGCAGUGCCAAACCAGGAGCUCGAGAGAUUGAACGAGUCGCUAGAUAAGCCCUCGUUGGAGUACUUGGUAGAGAAGCUGAAUGUGAUUGAUCGAGAGAUCCUCCCUAGUGAUGAAUUGCGUCAAUUGAAGCAAUUGGCCAAGUUGGCCAAUGAGCCAAGCAAAGAGCACAUUGAGGAGAAGGCCAAACUACUAGGAUACACCGUGGUUAGCCUGUCCGAAUUGGAAGACUUACAAAGACGCAUCAAAGAGCCAAGUUUAGAUGAGCUCACGGCAAAGGCAGAGACUGCAGGCCACAAGCUCGUCAAGAGCGACGAGUGGGAGAGGACUAAACAAUUGGCCGAAGAUCCAACUACUGACCAUAUGUCAUCCUUGGCGUCAAGGAAAAAAUUGAAAUUGGUACCAGUUGACGAUUACAACGAUUUGGUAGCCAAGAGCACAAGACCUGACCUUGAUUAUGUCAAGAAGAUGGCACUGGCUCACGACUACAAAGUUUUGAAAGCUGAUGAGUUGCACGACUUGAGAAACAAAGCAAAUGAACCUUCUCUUGAGCAUAUAAAGAAAGUUGCCAGUGCUAAAAAGCUCAAAGUGGUUCCACAGGAAGAAUACACGGAGCUUAUUGAAAAGUUGGAAAGGCCUAGUUUGGAUUACAUCAAAAGUGUUGCAUCUAGUCAAAACUUUGAAAUGGUACCAGCUCAUUCCUACAAGGAAUUGGUGCAAAGAGCCGAGAGUCCCGAUUUUGAACAUGUCAAGAGCGUGGCCGCGAAAAUUGACGCUAUGGCGUUGCCAAAACUGGAUUAUGAGAAGCUAGACCUGUUGGCGAAUCGUCCACCUAUUGAACAUGUAAGGACAGUGGCCAAGAGUUUGCAUUGUGACGUUAUUCCAGAGACAGAAUUGAAACAAUUACGCAAUCCAUCAGCAGAUGACGUCAAGGAAAGGGGACAAAAAAUGGGACUUUGGGUUGGUGAAAAGACUGAAUAUACAAAGCUCAUUGAACAAAUUGACACACCUGCCUUGGGCUAUUUGCAAGAAAAGGCCGAAAAAUUUGGCUCGACACUAGUCUUUAAGGAUGAUUUCGAAGCAUUGCAGAAAAAGGCACAUACUCCAGACUUGGCUCACAUCAAGGAGAAAGCAGGCGAAAGGGAUCAUGUGUUGUACCACAAGGACGAAGCUUUGAAAUUGACAAGAUUGGCACAUUCGCCCGACGUGGAACACGUGAAAUCGGUUGCAAAAUUGGCUGGAUUGGUUGUGUUGACGGAAGAUGCUCACAAGGACCUAACAAACCCAUCCAUGUCCACCUUGGAGAAGCAUGCGUCAAACAUCGAGCACUCGCUCGUCCCCACCAAAGAGAUUUCGAGGUUGAAAGAAUUGGACGAGCGGCCUUCCAAGGAUUUCAUCGAAAAGAAAGCGGCCCAAAUUGAUCACGUUGUUUUAUCAACGACGGACCACGCGGAGCUCUCGAAUUUGGCAAACCAUCCUCCUGCAGAUCACGUCAUCAAGACUGCAGCAUCUGUGGGCUUAACUGCCAUCCCGUCCUCCAAAUACGAAACUUUGGUUUCAGUGCUGAAGAACCCCAGUGUUGAGUUCUUGGCCGAUAAAGCCAAACAACAAGGCAAAGAGCUUAUCCCAACUGCGGAAUUGAAACAGUUGAAAGACAGCUUGAGUAAUCCCAAUAUGGAUUACCUCAUGGAAAAGGCCAAGUCGCAUCAUGCUGCUAUUGUUGUUGAUGCGGAAGCAUACCAGCAGUUGAAUGAGAUCAAGCAAAAGCCAACAAUGGAAUUUUUAACUGAAAAAGUUCAAGCUCUUGGAAGUAGAGUGAUUCCAAUCGAUGAGUUGAAGGACUUGGAGAGAAAGUGCAAUGAGCCUACAAAAGAGGAGGUCAUUGCGAGCGGUAAGAAGCUAGAUUUGACGGUGAUACCGAAAUCAAAACACAAUGAGUUGGAACAAAAGUUGGAAAACCCAAGCGAGGAUUACCUUAAAGCCCAUGCGCUGAAACUAAACUUUGCACUCGUUUCGAACGAGGAUCACGACAAGUUGAGGAGUUUGGCGCAAUCGCCUUCAAAGGAACAUAUUCAGGAAAAAGCCGAGUCCGCUGGAUUGAUUGUUUUGUCAAAGGGCGAAUACGAAGGUCUUGUCAAGGACUCCAAAGAUCCUUCCGAGCAAAAAUUGAAGCUGAUGGCUAGUUCCAAAGGCUUCACUUUGAUUGACCCCGUUGCUUUGAAGGCCCUCAGGACCCAAAUCGAAGCACCCAGCUUGGACUAUUUGAAAGAUCACGCUGCUAAGCAGUCGUGUGUUGUCGUAACGUCCAGUGAGAUGGAAGAGAAGCAAAAGAUGAUUGACGCACCUACUGCAGAGUAUUUGACAAGCAAAAGCUCCAACUUGGGCUUGAAAGUCAUUGCCAACCAAGAAUUGAAGGAAUUGCGAUCCAAAGCAGAUUCGCCUUCAAUUGAAUUUAUUAUGGAAAAGGCCAAAAUUUUGCACUAUGAUGUGCUUAGAGAAGACGAACACCUCUCGUUGCGUGAGAAAGCAGAGAAUCCAAGUGUUGAGCUAUUGAAAGUGCAAGCCUCGAAAAAGGGAAUGACCGUUUUAGGCAAUGAAGAAUACGACUCAUUGGUGGAUCCGACUGUUGAAGUGUUGAAAGAGAAUGGUUUGAAAUUAGGGCUUCAUGUGCUUCCAAAGCUGGAAUUUGAAGUGAUGAAGAAACACCAAGAUUCGCCAAGUCUCGAUUACUUGAAAUCAAAAGCCGAGACGUAUGAUCAGGCAAUCAUCUCGUGCAAGUUGCUUGAGAAGAUGCGUGAAAAUAUCGAUCAUCCGUCAAUGGAAUAUCUCACUAACAAGAGCACAGCAUUAGGGUUGAAACUAGUCAAGAAGGAGGAGUUGGAUAAGCUUUCUCAAAACGCAGAGUCACCUUCGCAAGAGCAUUUGGCAGCAAAAGCAGCACUCUUGAGCUUGACGCUAGUUCCAGCACUGAAAUAUGACGCCUUGGUUGCACAAGCUGAAAUGCCAAGUUUGGACCACAUUACCAAAAAGGCUAAAAUUCACGGCCAUUCACUUGUCUCUGACUCUGAGUACGAAAGUUUGAAACAAACCCUGGACCCUGUGAGCUACCUCUCCAGGGAAAAGAACAUGGUUGUUGUUCCCAAAGAGGAGCACGAUGGUUUGGUUGAGAAAUCCUGCAGGAGCCUCGAAGAUCACGCAAGAGAGAAGCUGAUGGUUCUCGUUCCCCCAAAAGAGCAUGAAGAUUUGGUGAAAAGGGCAAACAAGAGUGUAGAAGAAUGUGCAGCUGAGCAAGGUAAAAUCGUGUUACUGAUUGACGAGCACUCGGCGUUGCAACAAGCCCUGAACAAAUCGUUGGAACAAUUUGCAAGUGAAAAGAAUAUGGUGGUACUUGAAAAAGAUGAGCACGAGUCACUCCAUACGAGGGCCAACAAAUCGUUGGAUCUUUUAGCGCAGGAGGCUCGCAAGGUUGCGAUUCCGCUUGACGAAUAUAAUGAAUUGGAAAAACAAGCGAAAAUGCCAUUGGCGGACAAAGCGUCUGAGGCUGGAAUGGCUGUUCUCCCACAAGCGGAGUUGGUCCUGAUGAAAAGUUUAAUCAAAAAUCCUUCCUUGGAGUACCUUAAAAAGUGCUGCGACAAGCAUUUACAGCAAAUGGUGUCGAAGGAGGACUAUGAGCAGCUCAAACUGAGAGCAGAUGAACCUUUGGAAGUGAAGGCAAAGGAUGCUGGAUUGGAAUUAAUCGAACCUGCAGAGUUGAGAAAGCUCCAUGAAGAUAUCGAGAGUCCAACUGAGGACUAUUUGAGCUCAAAGGCAAAUGGGUUAGGGUUCAAGCUCCUCAAAGGCGACCAAUACGAAACACUUUUCGCUUACUCGAAGAAAUCAAUUGAUGAGAUUGCGCAUGACAAUGACUUGACUGUUGUUCCCAUCGACAAAUAUGAGGAGCUAGUCAAAUCGAUUGAUGAUCCAACAAUCGACUAUUUGUCAGAAAAGGCAAAGCAAAAAAAUUUUGUUUUAACAAGUGCUGAGAAAUAUGAGGUGAUGAAAAAGAACUUCAACACUCCCGAGAUUACAUUCUUGAGAGAGAAAGCACAAGCUAAGGGCUUUAUAGUGAUUCCAACUGAUGAAUAUGAGUCUUUGAAAGAAAAGAGCGAGCAAUCUUUGGAAUCGAGAGCCGCUGGCGCAGGAAUGGUUUUGAUUGGUCAGAGUACUUUCAAGAAAUCUUCUGACGAAAAAGCAGAAACUAAAGCGAGAUGCAGCUUGCUCGAGAAGGCAAAUGAUAAACUUCAAGAAAGCUGUGACGAGUUGAGAAAAGAAAAGGCAGAUGUUCUCGCUAAGCUAGAGAAUCCAGACAUGAGCUACUUGGAGCUGAAAGUAAAAGAUCACCAGAUGGCACUCCUCCCGAUUGCAGAGCAUUCACGCUUUGAAAACGUGAAAUCUGCAUUGGGUGAACAAUUGAACAGAGUCGAGCAAGGGAAAAAAUUCAGGGUGGUUGAAAAUGCAGAGUAUGAUGAUUUGAAAGCAGCAGCACACAAGUCGAUAGAGCAAAGGGCCAGUGAACAGAAUUUGCACUUGAUGCCAAUUUCCGAGCACCAAAACAUUGUCAAUAAGAAAGAGGAAUUGACCAAGCAAAACGAAGCAUUGACCCAACAGCUCAAGUUUCCUUCCAUUGGUUAUAUUAAAGAGCACAGCGGUGAUCUUGGAUUGGUUGCCGUUGAGAAAGCAGCAUAUGACAAGUUGCUUGAAGAAAGUGCAUUAUCGCUCGAAGACCGAGCCAAAAUGGCACAAAUGGUGGUUAUCGACCAGCAAGAGUACAAUGGAUUGCAAAAACCUGAUAUCAAGAGACUAUCGGAAUUGUGCAAAGAAAUCCAGUACGUGGCCGUGCCGAUUGUUGAGUUUGACAAGAUACGAGCAUUGCAAACGUCGCCACCUAUAAGCUUCAUAAAUGAGCACGCUGAAAAUAACGGCUUGAAGGUUCUCACAAAGAAGGAUUACUUGCAGCUCGAGCAGUUGGCAAACGCUCCCGUCCAUGAGCGACUCGAAGGCACCGAUUUGAAGUUGAUAAAGACAGCCGAGUACGAUGAUUUGAUUGUCAAAGCUCAUCAGCCUUCCGCAAGCCACCUUGAAUCAAUCGCGUCUUCUAAAGGGUUGGCAGUCAUUCCUGUGGUUGAACUUGGUUCAUUAAGAGAGAAAGCUGAUCAGAAUCUCGUUGACAGGAUGACCGAAGACGGCUAUGCAGUUGUAACGAUUGAAGAAGAAGAGGAAAAAGAUAAAGAAUUGAAGCGGUUGAGAUUGGCCAUCAAUCGAACAUUUGAUGAGCUUGCUCAUGAACGUGGAAUGGCGGUGUUGUCACAAGCUGAAUACGAACAAUUGCAGGAAAAGGUGAAAGCUUCCGAGCUAGACAAGGAGCUGCGGGCCGCAGAGCCGGAGAUUGGUCAAGUCAUUUUGAGCACCUCGGAGUACGAAACAUUGGUGGAGAUGAGUAAAAAUUCAAGAGAGGAGCCACAAUCAGAGCCACUGGAGCAACCCGCGAUGCACAAUAGACCCGUGUCCGUGGAGAUACGAAAAUCCACUUCUGAAUCAGAUAUGGAAAAUUACCAUGACGCAGCUAAUAUGUUUACCGUUUCCGAAGACGAAUUGAGAAGCAAUGCUUCCCAAAAGAACCUUGCCGUUUUAACAAAGGCAGAACAUGAGUCUCUCAUAACAGAUGAUUACGAAAGGGCAUCGAGGAUUGCCAAAAAAUUAUCACUUGUGUUGGUUCCCGAGGCAGACUUUUUGAGAUUGAAACAAGCAUCCGCGGAAAAAGACGCACGCCAGUCGCGAGUGUUGGAACUCGAGACAUACAUUGCCGAUUUGAAGCGCAUUUCAACCGGUGACAGCUCUUAUCACAAGGAAGCAGUCACGAGCUACUUCAGUGUGGCAGGCAACAAGGCAGCCAUAGUGGCGGCAGCGAAGAACUUGCAUUUGUUGGUCAUUGCCGAGUCCUCCUACAUUGCCACCACAACGCAUCCAACUCCCGAUGUGGACAAUGUCAAGAUUAUACCUUCGAGCUACUUUUACCAGCUUGUUCAAUUCAAGUCAAUGACUGUUGAUAGAAUCUCCAACGAGCAAUUUGAGCAAUACGCAUUGAAGCGUGGCUAUGUUCGGAAUAAAAUGACCCCAGUCAUGAAGGACACGGCAGCAUUCAAAGAAACAAGGAUAACACCGCCCCAAAAAAUCACCAACACUGAUGCUUCUAGAUUUGUCUCGCCUUCGCAUCCUGCCACUGUCCGAGAUGAAGAAUACUCGGCGAAUAAGCCACUUCAAAGACGAGUUCCCCAGUCGUCUUCGAUCCGGACAAACUUGUCUGAGAGGUCGAAUGCAGGCUCGAUUGGGUCGGUUGCCGCUUUCUCGAUGGCAACGGAUGUAUCCUUUACCGACAGACUGAUGAUCCCCGCCAUCACACAAGUAGUGAUUGGAGAGUAUCUAUUCAAGUAUUAUAGGAAAUUUUCGGCGUUGAGUGCUAUUGCGGAAACAAGACACGAGAGGUACUUUUGGGUGCACCCAUACUCGCUAACAUUGUAUUGGUCAGAAAGCAAUCCGGUAUUGUCGAACCCCGCCGCCGUUAAGACGAGGGCUGCUGCCAUUAUAAGCGUGGAAAGUGUUCAUGAUAGCAACCCCAUUCCAACUGGCUUGUACUACAAGAGUAUCAUUGUUCAUUCCAAUGGUAAUCGUUCGGUUAAAAUCACAUGUGCCACGAGACAGCGCCACAAUAUCUGGUACAAUGCGUUGCGCUACUUGGUUAGCCGAAACAUCGAUGAUCUCACGGUUGACGAAGACGCGAAUGAUCUCGCUAUGGAUACGGAAGAGAGAAGACCUUCACAAUCCGAGUCGCAUCGCAAUUUGGAAUCGCUCUUGGACACUGGCGACCGCCGUGCUUACCCUAGGCCGAAGCGAAUGUCCUCGCACACUAGAAUGUCGGUGUCCCCUUCGACUGGUACAGUUUCUAAAAUCACAUCGAGGAGACACUAG